CCGCAUUGUUCUUCCUUGUCUCUCUUGUAUUGUAAUCGAAUAUCGAGGGGAAAAGAUCGCAAACCCUAAAAAUCGACGAGGAACAAGGGUUUAUUGAUCUGUAAUGACGUUGUAGUCAUUUUGCUGCACUUUUCUAUUGCUGUGGAUUUGGAUUCUUCCGUCAUCGUUACGAAUCCUGUUCGUUCCAGCAUUUUCUUGUCUGUUCAAGUUCAUCAUGGUAGCAACUGCUGCUACAUCCGCGUUUUAUCCUAUUUCUUCUUUGUCUUCGUCUUCCGACCCUAAAAUAAAGAACACCAAAAUUGGAGGUCGCACUGGGAAUUUGGGGGGGUUCAAGUCUAAAUCUGUGUCUUCUGGAAGUCUUCAGGUGAAGACUAAUGCCCAAGCUCCUUCCAAAGUAAAUGGAAGCUCAACUGGCUUCAAGGCUGGGGAUGACUUCAUAUCAUCUCACCCACGAACUUUUAUUAAUCAGCUGCCUGACUGGAGCAUGCUACUUGCUGCUAUUACUACUAUCUUUUUAGCAGCUGAGAAGCAAUGGAUGAUGCUCGACUGGAAACCUAGACGGCCGGACAUGCUUAUAGAUUCGUUUGGUUUGGGAAGGAUCGUUCAGGACGGUUUUGUGUAUACCCAGAAUUUCUCUAUUAGAUCCUACGAAAUUGGUGCUGAUCGUACAGCUUCUAUAGAGACUUUAAUGAAUCAUUUACAGGAAACUGCCCUUAAUCAUGUUAAGACUGUUGGGCUACUUGGAGAUGGAUUUGGUUGUACGCCAGAAAUGUGCAAAAAGAACCUGAUAUGGGUAGUUACCAAGAUGCUGAUUAUGGUAGACCGUUACCCUACUUGGGGUGAUACUGUUCAAAUAGACACUUGGGUCAGUGCUUCUGGAAAGAAUGGCAUGCGCCGUGAUUGGCUCGUGUAUGAUUGCAAAACUGGAGACAAUUUAACAAGAGCCUCCAGUACCUGGGUUAUGAUGAAUAAACAGACGAGAAAGUUAUCAAAGAUUCCUGAGGAAGUGAGGAGAGAAAUAGAGCCUAACUUUAUGAAUACUGCUCCUGUUAUUGAAGACGUAGGCAGGAGACUUUCAAAAAUCGAUGACGAUACAGCUGAUUACGUUCGAAUGGGUUUGACUCCUAAGUGGAGUGAUUUAGAUGUCAACCAGCAUGUUAAUAAUGUGAAGUACAUUGGGUGGAUUCUGGAGAGCGCCCCGCCACCGAUAUUAGAGAGUCAUGAACUUUCGUCCAUCACGUUGGAGUACCGGAGGGAAUGUGGGAGGGACAGUGUGUUGCAGUCCCUCACUGCUGCCACUGGUACGGACAGUGCGACUUCGUCAGCUGCUGGUGUCGUUGACUACAAUCACUUGCUUCGGUUCGAUGAUGGGACCGAGGUUGUGAGAGGAAGAACACAGUGGCGACCCAAAUUUGGCAACAAAUUUACCAUCCUAGACCAUAUUUCAGCCGACCAUGGAAUUUAAGCUUCCUCGCUAGACCUCUCAACAGAGCACAAUCCAUGGUUUGGGAUGGGAUCAGGUCGCGUUCGGGUUCGGGUUCGGGUUCUUCUUGGAGAAUUUUUCGUUUCUACUGGAAUUAAUGAGAUGAGUCUUAAGAUAUAUAAAUAUUUUGACUUACUGUUUAAUUUUUAAAUUUAAUGUAAUUAUUGAAAUCUUAUACUUUUAACAUUAGCCACCGUUAUAUUUCUUAAAUUUUUAUUACAAUAUAUAUUGACGU
Molecule: messenger RNA, 1718 nt
Organism: Cucurbita maxima (winter squash)
Lineage: Eukaryota; Viridiplantae; Streptophyta; Magnoliopsida; Cucurbitales; Cucurbitaceae
Product: palmitoyl-acyl carrier protein thioesterase, chloroplastic-like
Exons: 8
Coding region: 215-1465 (416 amino acids)
Biological process (GO): fatty acid biosynthetic process
Molecular function (GO): acyl carrier activity; fatty acyl-[ACP] hydrolase activity
Source: RefSeq, a predicted model, not a curated record